Danio aesculapii is the source of this 1228-nucleotide messenger RNA. RefSeq lists its product as uncharacterized. The transcript has 2 exons. The record is from RefSeq and is a predicted model, not a curated record. Bases 72 to 473 code for a protein of 133 amino acids. NCBI's taxonomy places the organism in Eukaryota, Metazoa, Chordata, Actinopteri, Cypriniformes, Danionidae.
AUCUGACACAACAACAGGAAACCUUUCAGAAAAGAGUUCCUACUGUGAACGUUUGACAGCUCGAUUGCAAAAUGACUGCAGAGGUUUACCCAGCUCAGAUUGCAAAUCUUAUCCUGAGUCCACCAUGUGGAGCCAGGCAGCAUGUCAGAGGAGAUCCUAAAAACACAGUGCCAGUUCCCUAUCAUGAGCAACUGCAAAACACCAGCCACGCCGUUCUCCAGGCUCAAGGGCCUGUUUCUCCACCUCCUAAAAGCUUCACUGUGUUCAUCAUUAAUGGCUCAAAGGGAUCGAAGAUUCCUGUAAAGGUGAGGGGCUCGUAUACUGUUGCCAAAUUGCUGCUGAAGGCCCUGAUGGGGAAGGACCUGAAUCUGAUCUUCAAUGGCAAACCGGUUCAGCCGAAUCAGAUGCUGUGUGAUCUCCAGGUGAAGGCCGGCGCCACAUUCAUGACCUAUCAGAAGUGCCAUGGAGGCUAAAAGACAUUUCUCUCAAUUUCUAUUGUUCUGUUAUCUCGUUCUGUUAUCUGAAUAGCACUUUAAAUGGGCACUAUACAAUACCUUUGCUUGUCAUUUCUUUUAAUGCCAUUACCUUUUGCAUUUUUUUGAUUCAGACUGAUAAUCUGCAAGGCAAUAACUGCUAUUGACGCAAAUGAAAAUGAUUUAAAGCACAAUUAAUCAAACUGAAGCCCAACUUCAAGAAGUGUCCACUGUUAGACAUUUUAUUGUAUUUUGUACUGUUGGCAGCAGGUUACCGCAACUGGCCCUUUACAGUAACUUACCUGUAAAUGUUUUACAGUAGCAGAUCCCUACCGCAAUUUUUUUUUUUUUUACAGUUUUACAGUAAUAUAGCUAAUAAUAUAACUGCAACAUCUUUUUAAUAACAUUUUUAUUUUUACAAUUAACAAUUUUUACAGUAGUUUUACAGUAAUUAAUUUACAUUUUUAAACUAGCAAUACAAAACCUUUAUUUUUACUAUUGAAUUUAAUCAGUUCCAAACAAGUGACAAAUUUUUUCAUCGCAGUCCCAUUUUUAUCUUCAACUACAGUAGCAAAUUACUUAAAUAAUUUGAUUACAGUAGAUUACCGCAAAUUUCUAAUAGGCAGUAAGUUACUGUAAAUAUUUAAAAAAGACCCACAAUGUAGUGCAUAUUACUGUAGUGAACUGUAAAGGAUGUUUGUGGUAUUUUACUGGGCGUUUUUGCAUGAAAUAACUAAAAUAACUAAAGUCUAACA